Molecule: messenger RNA, 3381 nt
Organism: Centropristis striata (black sea bass)
Lineage: Eukaryota; Metazoa; Chordata; Actinopteri; Perciformes; Serranidae
Gene: stap2a
Product: signal transducing adaptor family member 2a
Exons: 11
Coding region: 1-1233 (410 amino acids)
Molecular function (GO): signaling adaptor activity
Source: RefSeq, a predicted model, not a curated record
AUGAUCCCCAGACACAGCAGGCUACACAAGCCAGCUGUUGGAUUAUUGCCACAGCACUAUCUCAUCGGGGAAGGCGUGUCACUCCCCGAAUUACUCAGCGCCCCUUUGUCCUCGAUCGGUGCCCAGCCAGCGACACUCAUGGCGGCUGCACCCGUCAGGCAGCGCUCAGGGCCAGGGGGACCCCGGGCGCAGCUCCCGCCCUGCUACUAUGAAGGAUACCUGGAAAAGCGAGGACCGAAAGAAAAGGCAUCCAAGCGACUGUGGACAUGUCUGUGUGGGAAUUCUUUGUAUUUCUUCAAUAACGCCAAGGACAGUCAUUAUGUGGAGAAGCUGGACCUUGGUGGGUUUGUGUCCCUAAAGGACGACUGCAGCCGGGACAGAAACUUGGAGGCGGCCAGACUCAUCCUGCGCAUGAAGGAUGGAGAGACCAAACUCACAGCCCCCAACUUGGAAUCAAGGGAGCUGUGGAAAGGUUUCCUCUACUCCGUUGUAGAUCUGAAUGUGCCCUCCUGUCUCACACUGCUGCCGGGCCAGCUGCAGAUGCUGAAGGAGGUGGUGGACAAAGAAAGAUCCAGACGGAGAACCCGCACUCCCACACGUGCACCCCCCUCGCCACUCUCCGUACCUUUAGUAGGAGAGAUCCCCCCGUGUUUUCGACCAGUGUCUCGAACGGAGGCUGAAGUCCUUUUGGAGAGACACCCAGACUGUGGUAACAUGUUGCUCCGUCCAGGCAGAGAUGGGUGCUCGUUGGCUGUCACGACUCGGCAGGACCUCAACGGGUCAGUGUUCAGACAUUACCGUGUCACUCAGAGGGACCAAGGUGGUUAUGUCAUUGAUGUAGAAAAUCCAAUUCCCUGUGCUACACUUCAUGAGGUAAUCGACGCUCUGGUAGAGAAGACAGCAGGCACUCUACAGCCUUUCCUACUGGAGGAGCCUUAUGAAGAGAAUAUCACAUACGUUUCUGCCAAUGAUGAGAACGGAGAAAGGAUCCUGCACACUGCCCCCUCCAGCCCCCUGCCAAAGGUUCCUGCCCUGCCUCCAAAACAAGAUCGUUGGCCCGGCAGCCCCCUGUCCAGGUCCCCUGCCCCCGACCGCCGUAUCCUGACCUCACCAGUCCCGGCCUCGCCCACCAACCCAAUGAGACGGCUCAUCCUCUCUCCUUCUCCUCUCGCACAGACACUCAAUGAGGAACUCAAAAUGAAGCUGGAGAAGAGACGAGCCAGUCAGGAGUGAUUCACUUAUAGGAACAGCAUACUCAAUCUUCAGUGCCAACCCCCUUCUCACCGCAGCUAUGUAUUCAUCCUGUGCCUUCUAGGUGGAAGACAAGGCACUACAAAAACCACCACUUUCCCGUAGGGAGAUACAAAAUGUUGGACUAAGAUGGUUAAAUGGAUUCUGAUUAGCUCCUUAAGAGCAAGACUGGCUGGUAAUCACUGGAUUAGGUCCAUAAAACCUCAUAAGCCUGUCUUGGUUGGGGUAAAGAUCCACUAGUGCUUUGUCCACUUGCAUAAAGCUGUUUACAAACUGCCUCUGAGCAAAAAAAUAGUGCCACAACAUAUGAUUUUCCUUCACAAUACAGUCCACACUGAAUCAAUAUGACUGGCAGCUACGUAAAACCUAUCUGAGAAGCCCUGACAUGUUCAGGACCACCAGCUGAGCCUGAUGUUUUCCCGUCUGAGCCCCUGUCUGAGCUGCUGAUGUUACUGCUGAAACACUGGAGACUAAGAACUAACAAAUCACAGACUGCAAGGAUCAACACGGAGCGACAAACUCUGACCUGAGACCUGAGACAUUUUAUCUGCUCUGAAAGUAAAAUAAGCCAGGCAUGAUCAGGUUUCAGCUCAACAAUUCUCUUCAUUCACCUCAUCACAUCACAUAACUUGACUGAAAAAAAAAUGUGUCUGAAUACAGUCGAGCUGGUCUGUAACUGAAAACUGCACAAUUUCUGCCUGCUGCUCAAGAGUGUUUUUUGUGAUGAUAAGCAAUUGCUGAUUCAAUGGCGUUGUGGGUCAUUUAUAUGGAAGCCCAUGUCCUCCAGUAAAAGAAAAGAAAAAUAUUUAAAAAGUCAUCACGUUAUAAUAAUUUGAGUCAUGAUCAUGAGAAACUAUUUUGUUAAGAAAAUAACAUAUCUUAACAUAACUUAGUUGCCUCAAAAUAAUGAGAACAUGUUCUCAAAAUAAUGACUUAAUAUCACAAAAUUUAAAAAUGAGAUGGAAAAAAAGUAAAAGCCAAACAGGGCCAAGUCAUAUAGACAAACUUGCAUCUCAAAAUAAUUGGUUAAUAUGACAUAAUUUUAUCUAUAAUGAGAAAUUACUCUAUCUAAUUACUAAGUCUGUUUAAUAAACUUAAAUUACCCUUUGCGUUUUGGCAGAAAUGGGCUUCCAUUCAUUUAUGACUGAACUUUAACCGUACUGUUGGUGCUUAUUUUAAAGUGUUACCUUAGUCCCUGCUACUGUGUACGUGCUCCUGUAUGGUGCUAUGACUCACCGGUGCUCAGACCUGACUGGAAACUCCAGGAGACUCAAUCAAUCUACUGUAAUCAUAUGUGAAAGUGACCUCUAGUGGAAUGGCUGUCAACUAUAAGGACAGAGACAUUAUCAGCACACAUUCUUUGGGUAUUAACACAAGUACAAAACAUUUUUUGUUUCAGACUGAACCUGGCAAAAACUUUUGGCUUUAUCACAGUAUUACACCGCACCCUACCUCUCUACGGUUCAAAAGAAAAUCAUAAUUUAUUAAAGGUCUCAUGGUGUUAUUACUAUAUUGACAUUUAUUAUGACAAUUAUCCAGUAGAUUUGAAGUGUCUGAGUACUGGUGGUAAACUGUGAUCAACUGACUCAUAAGUAUCCUCUUACAACGAACAGUUUCUUGUAUGUUUGUACAUGAUGUGUCGUGUCUACUUGAUCACUAUCAAAGAAUAGUGUUUGUUAGAUAUCAAGGGCAUUAAAUGGUUUUGCAUGGAUGCUGGUUGUCCUGUUGUGAAUUGAUAAUUUGUGAUCUCUCAAAUAUACACCAUUUUUUUGUUUCCUAAGUGUCAGGCUGUUAGGACCCAGUUAUUGAUUGAAACGGAUUGACAACAGGAGAACAAGGAAAUUAAAUUAUGUCGGAAUUAUCCCAGAAUGAUAGAAAAAGAGAGAAAAUGUGUAAGCAAAGUUUACAAAAGACCAUGUUAUUUUUUUAGGUUUGUGGUGGUUUGUGUAUUUUUUCUAUUUUUUAGACAAUCUACUUUGAUCUCACACAGUUUGGGUAGGUACAUUUAUGUUAGAAAUAAACAGUUGUUUUUUUAUUUGAUUAUUUCAUCAUUCAUCCUCAUCAUUUAUUCUUGAACAAGGAAAAGUGUUUGGUGGACUUUUACUUGAACUUGUCUGCACCGUUCUCUUC